GUCGCUUCAUCCUCAAAUCACUUGACUAUACUAUCAAUUCCACGACCAAACCAGUCACUUCUGUCGUUAUUAAUCUAGCUGAAGCAUUUGUCGAUCAAUAUGUUUUUCAAAGCCCUCUUGCAGGCUUCUCUGGCACUACCAUUGCUAUACACGACCGCUUCGGCACAGACAGCAUGUAAUAACUCGCCUUCGCUCUGCGAUAAGGCGUACAACAACAUAACACAUCUCGGGGCUCACAACUCCCCAUUCCUUCGAGACUCGACCACGUCGUUCUCUACAUCGGGCAACCAAUACUACAACACUAGGACACAACUCGAAUCAGGUGUUCGACUAUUGUCUGGGCAGGUCCACAAGAAGAACAACACAAGUGGAAACAGCGCAUGGCAUAUGUGCCAUAGCAGCUGUGAUCUCUUGGAUGCAGGUACUUUAGAAGAAUGGCUCAGCGAGAUCAAGUCAUGGAUGGACAGCAACCCGAACGACGUAGUCACGGUCCUGUUGGUGAACUCUGACAAUGCCUCACCAGCUGAGCUGGGUGCAUCUUUCGAGUCUACUGGGCUCGAUAAGUUGGCCUACUCACCUCCGUCACUAUCUCAACCUCCCGAGACGUGGCCCACUCUUCAGUCUCUCAUCUCGAACGGGACAAGGCUGAUGACUUUCGUUGCUUCGCUCACCCCGAGUGCUCAGUACCCUUACCUCAUGGACGAGUUCACAUUUAUAUUUGAGAACGACUUCGAGAACGAGACGCCGACCGCCUACUCCUGCACACCCAACCGACCAAGUCCACUCACCACAGAGCAGGCCGCCACUUCCGGCCGCAUGUUCUUCAUGAACCACUUCCUCUACUCUGUCCAGCUCUUUGGUAUUCAAUCCCCCAACGACACCUACAUCGGCACGACCAAUGCCCAGACCGGACUUGGAUCUCUAGGUGAAGCCAUCACGAGCUGCACUGGUGUCUACAGCAAGCCGCCUACCUUCGUGCUCGUCGACUUCUUCAACGUCGGACCAGCCAUUGGGAGCGUCGACACAGCGAACAGCGUCUCCAACCCCACUGGCCGCAGGAGCGCACCCGCCGAGGUAUUGCAAGAGACAUCUGGUGUAUCACGACAGCAAGGAAGCAUGUUUGCAGUCGUGGUAGCCGUUGUCGCUGCCAUCUCGUUUGGCAUGUAAAAUGAACAUUUUUGUAUUAUUUCCUUCCUUAAUUAUUUUUUACUAGUUUGGAACGGGUCAAAAGGCAUUUGGGCAUGAAGGAACGAUCUCACAUAUGUGCAUGGCGACGGCGUUUUUUUCUUCUUCUUUUCAUAUUUUUAUCAUACAUACUGCACUCGGCGUAGUCAGUAUCCCAAGACUACUAAUUCACUAGUAGCAGAUCGCGAUGGAAGCGAUUAGAUGAUUUGCAUUUCGCAUGGACGGAAAACACUCUCUUGCUAGCUACUCGUAUCGAUAGCACAUAGAUAGUUGAUGUUUAAUCGACUUUGGCCAGACCAAAAAGCGCCAAAUGAAACACUUGCAAAGACCAUCCCCACAAUCGUGCAUCUAACUUGUGCUGCUAACACUUU
Molecule: messenger RNA, 1556 nt
Organism: Aaosphaeria arxii CBS 175.79
Lineage: Eukaryota; Fungi; Ascomycota; Dothideomycetes; Pleosporales
Exons: 1
Coding region: 100-1167 (355 amino acids)
Biological process (GO): lipid metabolic process
Molecular function (GO): phosphoric diester hydrolase activity
Source: RefSeq, a predicted model, not a curated record